Messenger RNA from Xyrichtys novacula (pearly razorfish), 8426 nucleotides. NCBI's taxonomy places the organism in Eukaryota, Metazoa, Chordata, Actinopteri, Labriformes, Labridae. The record is from the annotation of a GenBank genome assembly.
AGAAGAAGAAGAAGAAGAAGAAGAAGAAGAAGAACAAGAAGAAGAAGAAGAAGAAGAAGAAGAAGAAGAACAAGAAGAAGAAGACUAUACCAAGAUGGCGGCUCCGUUGCACGUCAACGCCAAUAGGAAGUUGCGGUCGAUGCAGCGUCUAUUCUUUAUUAUGUCUAUGGUGUUUAUCGUAGAUAUCAUAUGGUUUUUAUGGACACCGGGCGCUACAGUGUCAAAUCAGGGAGAACAUCGUAGUCCUUGGGUCACCCAAUUAUUAAGGCAAUUUGAGGUUAAACUGUUAGCUCGCACAGAUAGCCUGGUAGUGUAUAGGUGCAGGUUUUAAGCUGUCUGUUAGCCCUCAGAGUGAGAUGUUAGCCAAAAGCUAAAUCUGGAGUAAGUUUGUGCUAGCUCUCGGUCGCUGUAGCUGGGGACAGGUAAACUCAAGUGUUUGUGUUAAUGUAAGUUUUUUAAUCAUUAAGUUUGUUAAUGUGCUACAAGAAGUAAUAGAAAGGGGUUAGUCAGGCUGGCGAGAUGAAGUGACAGACACCGCAGCUAUGUUAGCUCACAGUUGUCAAGUUAGAUUUUGUGGAAUUUUGUGACUGAGUUUUAAAGUUAUGUGGUUGUAGGUUAGGGAUAUUGUCGUAAAUUAUGGUAGCUCAGAGUAAGUGAUAUUGAGAGUAUACGAUGUGACUCACGAGUGUCAGCAAAAACGAUGCGAGCUGCGUAUAAAAGAUGCUCAGUGACCGCAUGUGUGAUUGUAUUGUGUCAGUGAAGAUGGUCAAAAUAACAAUAAAAGGCUUUUUUGGACGCCUGAUUAACUUUGUUGUAAAAGUUAUCAUAUUGCUUGUUAUCUUGUAUGCAGGCGGAGGAUGUCUGUGGCAGCUCUUCGCAUGAUCCGCUGUCGGAGACUGAGCUCAGCUGGGCCGUCUGGUGUCAAAAAGGUGCUUCAGUGGAAAGAUCUCAGUAAGUUUUCUGGCAGGGGUGGAAAGGAUCUGAUCACAUUAAACCACGUUACUGCAAUUUUAAUAGUAUGUAAAUGAUGACUGAUGGACCAGAGUCUUUGUAAUCAUUCACACAGACUUAAGUACUUAGAAACCAUGGAUUGAAAUAGGUCUUUGUUGAAGCAUCCUCAAUUCCUUUAUCUGAACGGUAUUCAUUAAAUGAUUUAUUUUUUGCUGGGUCUUAGGGAAGGUUGCCAAAGUAACUAGUGCAGUCAUCUUUGGGUAAGUUUAAUCAUCCAUAUACAUAUUUUAAUCUAUACCUUCAAUGGCCACUUAUGACCACUGCACCGUAUCCCUAUACAUACUGCAGCAUAUUUGUUACCUUUCUGCAGGGGCUGUUUAUUUAUCACUUAUGAAGUGGUGGCCUUGGACAAGGCUGUGACCAUUGACACCAGUGCUAUACUUCAGGAGAAGUACAAGUCUUACAUUUACCUGAGAGCCACUCCCUCAGAUGAAAAGGAUAACCUGACUGCAGGUAAAAAAUGCUGUUUAUGCAAAACAAAGUCAGGCAGUAUCAUGAGAUUGUUAAAAAACCCAAGAUAAAACUCCUUGAGGAGUUUUUAUGGUUAUUGAACAGGCUGAAAUAAUCAUGGAUAACUUUUAUGACCUAGAAAAGUGAACUAGAUCUUUGUCAAAAUGACUGAAAAUCUCAUUUGAAAUGUUUUUAACUGCUGCGAUAGUCUAUGUGACAUAUUCAGCAACUCACAACAGUGAGGAAAAGCCCUCUGUGAAAUGAUAAGUGGUGAAUUUGACCAUUGAAUGAAAGCAGGAGGUUUUUUCCACAUGUACAGGGCAAGAUCAGCAAAUAUGAAAGAGGUAUCACUUUGUCCAAAGGGCACCAAUAUUAGCACACAUAUAAAGUUAGGAGGAGCUUUCAACUAAUAGAACAUUUUUAUGUUUCUAUUUGGUUUGCAUGCUUUGGAUGUUUCUCUAGCCCCCAAAGCAGCAGGAUGACAGUUGGAAUCAUGCAAAGUGACUUUUUAAAACCUUUUUCCUUGAGUAUAAGCACUAAGUAGAUUAUAUCAAGGUGUCCAGUGACAUCUGCAAUUCUUACUUCCCAUCCCUUCAUCCUUCCCCUUGAAUGUCUCUCCUGCUUACAUGUUGUGAUCUAUCUGCUAAGUGAUCUGACUUCCACUAUUCAAGGUUCUCUUAUAUAAAAGAAAUUAACACCUUCCAACCUACACAAGUGUAAUAAUAGCUCUUGUCACCAUGGUGUCGUGUUUUCAUACUACGGUUAUCAAAUUUUCAAUGUCAGCUUAUAUUCUUAUUUCCUACACUGUGUAUUUUACAGGGCUCACACAUAAAGCUAGGAGGGAGCUUCAUAAAGCAGCAAGACGGUUUCUGGAAAUGUCAUCAAGGCUUUUCCUGCAGUCAUUAGAUGGUGAGAGAACAAAAUAUUCCCCUGGUGGUACUUGUUCACUAAGAGUCACUUUUUCAUAGCAUAGUGGGAAACUGUGGUUCUGCUUUGCAUGUUUCUAAGGCUUUAGAGCAGAAGUUUUUGUUGCUAAUAAGCGCUCAAAUAUUUAUUCUUUGUUGAGCAAUGAUUUUCAUCUAGAGUGAGUGGUGAGGAAAUACCUGCCUUUUACUUGCACAUCCUGUUUUGAGCAUCUUGUAGUUGGUGUAUAAUCGUGCAUAUUGUUCAGUGAGUGAUUUACACAUGUAUGAUGGGUUUUUUUUGUUUUUGUUUUUCUUGUUCCAACUUUGUGCUGAUAACACAUGACUUUCUUUCUGUAAAUGUACCAAAUUCAGAUUACAUGAUUAUGCAACAGCUUUUCAUGACUUUACAUUUCAGUAACACAUCUAACAAACUAAUUUUUCACUUUAAAAUAAUGAUAGCAGCCAAGUUGAUGCCACAUGGUCUGAAACCACAAGGUUUGUACCUUCUUAACUGUUGUACAGACUGAAGGUGGUGUUGUAGACACUUAGUAAUUACAAAACCCAAUUCCAUUGAAGUUGGGAAAUUGUGAUAAACAUAAAUAAUAACUGAACACAAUGAUUUGCAAAUCCUUUUCAACCUAUAUUCAAUUGAAUACACUACAAAGACAAGAUAUUUAAUGUUCAAACUUAUGAACGUUUUUUUUUUGUUGCAAAUAAUAAUUAACUUAAGAAUUUGAUGGCAGCAACACAUGACAAAGAAGUUGGGAAAGGUGGCAAAAAAUACUGAGAAAUUUGAGGAAUGCUCAUCAAACACCUAUUUGGAACAUCCCAUAGGUGAGCAGGCUAAUUGGGAACAGGUGGGUGCCAUGAUUGGGUAUUAGAGCAGCUUCCCCAAAAAUUCUCAGUCAUUCACAAGCAAGGAUAGGGCGAGGUUCACCACUUUGUGAACAACUGCGUGAGCUAAUAGUCGAACAGUUUAAGAACAGCGUUUCUUAAAGUACAAUUGCAAGAAUUUUAGGGAUUUCAACAUCUACUGUCCAUAAUAUUAUCAAAAGGUUCAGAGAAUCUGGAGAAAUCAUUGCACGUAAGCGGCAUGGCCGGAAACCAAUAUUAAAUGUCCGUGACCCUCAGGCGGCACUGUAUCAAAAACCGACAUCAAUGUGUAAAGAAUGUCACCACAUGGGCACUUCAGAAAACCACUGUCUGUAAAUACAGUUCGUCACUACAUCUUUAAGUGCAAGUUAAAACUCUACUGUGCAAAGCGAAAGCCAUUUAUCAACUACAUCCAGAAACACCGCCAGCUUCUCUGGGCCCGAGCUCAUCUAAGAUGGACUGACUCAAAGUGGAAAAGUGUUAUAUGGUCUGAUGAGUCCACAUUUCAAAUUGUGUUUGGAAAUAGUGGAUGUCGUGUUCUCCGGGCCAAAGAGGAAAAGAACCGUUUGGACUGUUAUCGACGCAAAGUUCAAAAGCCAGCAUCUGUGAUGGUAUGGGGGUGCAUUAGUGCCCAAGGCAUGGGUAACUUACACGUCUGUGAAGGCAACAUUAAUGCUGAAAGGUACAUACAGGUUUUGGAGCGACAUAUGCUGCCAUCCAAGCAACGUCUUUUUCAUGGACGCCCCUGCUCAUUGUCUUGCCCCUGCAAGACAAUGCCAAGCCACAUUCUGCUGUACAUCAAGCAAGAAUGGGAAAGAAUUCCACCUUUUUAAAGCUCCAACGAUUAGUCUCCUCAGUUCCCAAACGUUUAUUGAGUGUUGUUAAAAGGAAAGGUGAUAUAACACAGUGGUAAACAUGCACCUGUCCCAACUACUUUGGCACGUGUUACAGCCAUGAAAUUCUGAGUUAAUUAUUAUUUGCAAAAAAAAAUAAAUAAAGUUUAUGAGUUUGAACAUUAAAUAUCUUGUCUUUGUAGUGUAUUCAAUUGAACAUAGGUUGAAAAUGAUUUGCAAAUCAUGUUCUGUUUUUAUUUACGUUUAUUACAAUUUCCCAACUUCAGUGGAAUUGGGUUUUAUAGAUUAGCACUGUAAAACAGCAAUGUCAUUACGGUGUAUUCGUAAUAUCUUUCGUCCACUUUGUGUGGUUCUUGGAAAAUAAAGUCAGUUUUGUCUCUGUUUUUGUAGAGCACUUUAGUCAUGUGGACGCAGACCCGCAUGAGGUGGCGUUAUGGGUCUUACUGAAGAGAACACAAUCAGCUAAUAAAGCCAUUCGACUCCAGGCGGUGCAGGAGCUUGCAGACAAUCACCAGUGGCAUGGUAAAAUUACAAAACAUAUACAUGCAUUCUAAAUCCCCUUUAAAGUACAAUGAAAAUGAUGAAAGUAGUUUGGAUUACUUCACAAAUGUUACCAAUAAUGCAGACUACCAGUACCAGACAGCAGCUCAAGUUAUAGACCACAGAACAGCAGUGGGUCUGGCCCGGACUCCUCAGGUGGACCUUCGAUUCUUCCUCCCCUCACCUGCAUUACCUGACCCUGAGGAUGUAAGUGGAAUAUUUUCUCACACAAAACACCUUCACAUAUCUGUUGCUUGUGAAACAUUGUUUGUCUCAAACUAUAAAUGAAGGAAUGAGCUCUCACAUGCAAACUGUCAUUAUGAAAGAAAUGUCGGCAAUUCAUCUACACUAAUACUUUGAAUUAUCACAUAGAUAAGACAGUAAUGAAGAUUUUUGAAUUUCUUCACAGGGUUUGUCGGCAGAAGAUGGACUGAGGCAGCUCUUAGGAUCUCUGCCUCAGUCUGAGGUGGACAAAUGUGUUCAGUACUUUACCUCACUGGCCCUCAGAGAAAGUACCCAGUCCUUGGCAGCACAACGGGUAACUGAGAUGAGGAGAGAGAUGCAGACAUGCAUUUCUAUGUAGAAGUCAUCAAAUUUGAUGAUUUAUACUUUGAACUUUGACAUUUGUGAAAUCCAUUUUUUUUGUUGUAGGGUGGAUUGUGGUGUUUUGGCGGUAAUGGGCUGCCAUACGCUCAGAGUCUCACUUCUGUUCCCUCUGAGAAGGUGGAGUCCUUCUGUUUACAGGCACUGGUGCAGCACUCAAAGGUAACUAUGGCAGGACAUUUUUCCACAUGCAAGGGGUAGCACUGAGAACACUAUUAUUUGAUACCAUACACUAAAAACAACUGACGUCAUUAUUACAAUAGCUGAUUUGAUCAAAACCUGAAUAACAAUGAAUUUGACUUACCCAUGUGGUUGAUCUGGUGAUUGAAUGUAGUGAAAAUCUCAUCUGCAGGUCCAAAGCCACUGUGACUACAUAGUUGCCAGUGGUGGUCUCCAGCUCCUCCAGAGGGUUUAUCAGCUCCGUAGAGACUCCAUGAAGAUUCAGAGGAAUAUUGUUCGUAUUAUAGGAAAUUUGGCACUUAAUGAGAGUGUUCAUCAGGCGAUAGCUCAGUCUGGUGAGUCUUUAACGUGUAAGAUUAUUCCAGGGAGUGAAGAUUCUUAAAGGGUUGUUAUGACCCAUCUAGGGGUGGCUAGGACACAACAAGAAAGUGGACCCAUUUCACCCACCUCUCAAACAGCCACAUAAAAAAAUCUUUUUGGGUUUAGUUGAUAUCCUAUUUCUGUUCACUGUGGACAAAAAAAAACUUAGUAAUGCAUACAUGCAUCUUUUUUUUCUCUUCCUUACCUUUGUGAUACCUUUAGGCUGGGUAUCUGUCCUGGCUCAGAUGAUGCAAUCGCCCCAUGUCAUGCAGGCGUCUCAUGCAGCUCGGGCUUUGGCCAACCUGGACAGAGAGGCAGUGAGGGAGAAAUAUCAGGAUGGUGUUUAUAUCCUCCACCCACAAACACGUAACAAGUAGGAAAGCAGUUUCUAUUUUCACUUAAUUUUGAUAAUGAAUUAGUUUAAUUCAAUUUAAAUGUAAACCAACACUUACAGUACCUCUUUCAUUUCUAGCCAGCCAAUCAAGGCAGAUGUACUCUUCAUCCAUGGGAUUUUGGGUGCAGCUUUUAAGACAUGGAGGCAGAAAGACCGUAAUACAUUAGAGGAGGAGAAGGAGGCAGAGAGCGAGGAUGAUUACUCAGAGUGCUGGCCAAAGGUGUGAUUACCGCUGAAUAUUUUGAAUCUUCAUGAAAUUCUAUUGCACUCUUUUCCCCAAAUAAUUAAAGAAAUUGAUUUUGACAAGAGGAGAAUCAAUAGUGAAUCAUUGGCUCAAAUGUUAGGGCUUGUGCAGAUUUUGAUUUAUCUUUUUGAGUAUUAUCUGUUAUUUUUUUCUUCUCAGUCAUGGCUAGCUGCUGACUGUCCAAAUCUGAGAGUGCUGUCAGUGGAGUAUGACAGUCACCUCAGUGACUGGAUGGCCAAGUGUCCUGCUGAGAAUCAGAGGUGAGGUGUCUUAGUUCUCCUGCUUUGUUUAAACAGCAGAACAUUGUAGGGCUGUGCAAUCAUGAGUAACAUUAUGUCUAUUCUGUAAUCUAAUUGAUAAAAUUCAUGUUGUUUAUCAUGUAUCUAUAUAUUUCCAAUUCCAGUGGCAUAAAAUAAUUUAUUCUUUAUGUUCUAGUCAUCAUUAUAAACUUGAAGUGAGUAAAAUGUUAGUUCAUACCUUGCUUUUGUCUCUUAAGGAAAUCUUUGGCCUACAGAAGUCGAGAGCUACUGAAUAAGCUAAAGCAGGCAGGUGUUGGAGAGAGGCCUCUGGUCUGGGUGGCUCACAGUAUGGGAGGUUUGGCACAAAUUUUCUUUCUUAAAUACUUCUGAUUUUUCCUUUAGUCUCUUAACCGUAAUAUGAAAACAUUUGACUUGGUCCUAUUUCUAACCUGCACCCAUAUGAUGUUACAUUUGGCUUGUUAGUAAGUGUAGAUUAGUGAGUCUGUAUCCCUUUGUGUUGUACCUCCCCUUCAGGGUUGCUUGUGAAGAAGAUGCUGCUGGAUGCUGUGGAAGAUCCAGAUAUGCACAGAAUUUUAAAGAACACCAAGGGCAUUUUGUUCUAUAGUGUUCCUCACUAUGGCACCUUCAUGGCAGAGUACUCGGUCAACGUCAGAUACCUCCUCUUCCCCUCUAUUGAAGUCAAGGAACUUUGUAAAGGUAAGCAGGUUGAAUGAAUUCUGUGGCCAGAGACACUGAUUAUGUCACAGCAAUAUUUCAUUUUUGACUGAGUAAUCAUCCAUGUGUAUUUAGACUCACCAACACUACGCAACCUGAAUGAGAACUUCCUGAACAUGGCAAAAGAAAAGGACAUCAAGGUGCUGAGCUUUGCAGAGACACUGCCCACAAACAUCGGACCCAUGAUCAAGAUACUGGUGGUACCAACACAGUCAGCAAGUAUGUUUGACUAAAGCAUAUAAGAAAGUAGGCAUAUAUACCAAUGCAUGAAUACCAAGAGCGCACAUCAAGAAACCUUUGUGUUUGUUUUUUAGCUCUUACCUUGAGCCCUUUAUGGUUUGGUUUCAGAUUUAGGCAUCGGGGAGCUCAUUGAGGUUGAUGUAGAUCAUCUCAGCAUCUGCAAACCAGAAAGAAAGGAUUCAUUCCUGUACAAACGAAGCCUUCAGUUCAUCAAGGAUGCCCUGCAGAGCUUCAUCAGCCACUGACUGAAACAAAACAAGUGCCCUCACAGGACCUACUUUAUACUUGAAAUGGUGAAGAGCACCAUCAGCCCCCAAUUCCAAACCAAAAAGAAACAUUACUGCAUCUCUGUGUUACACAUUUAGCUGAACAACCACUGCUGUGAAAAAAAUAUAAUUAAGAAAAUUAAAUAUGCUUUAUGCAUCCUGUUCUAUGGGAAUGUGUACUGUGAUGUCACCAAUGAGAUUAACUUUUGAGAUAAACAGGUAAGGAACAUAAUUACAUCACCACUAGUUAAAAUAAUGACAUUUUCAUCCAGAUUUUACUUUCCUGAGCUUUUUCAGUGUUGUCUUGAAAAUAGUAGCUUAAUAUUUGGCACAAAGCACUCAUUACAUGUACUUAAAAUGCACUGACGUGUCAUUGUCUCGUGUCAUGCUCAGUAUUUUUGAUCAGAGCAAUGGUUUUAUUUUUUUAUUUAUGUAUCUUAUUAUACUAACAGUAUAACAAUCAUGUCUGCCAUAUCAUAUUCUUUUAUCAAUUUUACCUCAAAUGAACCAAUAAAAAUAUUUGUUCAGCGUA